Messenger RNA from Hevea brasiliensis (rubber tree), 5751 nucleotides. Its product is annotated as putative disease resistance RPP13-like protein 1. NCBI's taxonomy places the organism in Eukaryota, Viridiplantae, Streptophyta, Magnoliopsida, Malpighiales, Euphorbiaceae. The transcript has 2 exons. The record is from RefSeq and is a predicted model, not a curated record. The coding region runs from base 302 to 4126 and encodes 1274 amino acids. Gene Ontology annotation, biological process: defense response to other organism. Gene Ontology annotation, molecular function: ADP binding.
AAUACCAGUCUUGCAGAGUUAAGAUUGCAGAGCUCUUGUAAAGAGCAGGAAAGGAGAGACACUCAAUAUAGCAAUUUUCUCUUUCCUUCAAAGGUAGACACAGCCGGCCUGGGGACAAGCUGGCAUAAUCUCAUUGCUCUAGCGUAUAUGAGGGGCAUGGAAGAUACCGUAGUCCUACCUCAAUUAGUCAAGAAGUUGUAUUUUUCUUGACUUCUGAGCUUUGAUGCACACUGUGUCUGCAAAAUCUUUCUCGCCAAUUUUGAUCUCAUAAGUUUUUCUCUCAUACAACUGAUUCUUUGAAAUGGAAAUCGCGACUACUGUUGGAGGCAGUAUCCUCUCUGCUUGCUUCCAGAGUAUCCUCGACAAGUUGAACUUCAUUGACUUCGGGAAAUAUGUCGGCCAGGGGCAUGUCUUGAAUCAACUCAACAGGUGGGAGAAUAUGCUCAAGAGAAUUCACGCCGUGCUUGAUGAUGCAGAGGAGAAGCAGAUGGCAAAUCGGUUGGUAGAGUUGUGGUUAAGCGACCUCAGAGACUUGGCGUAUGAUCUAGAGGACAUCGUUGAUGAACUUGACACGAAGGUUCAGCGAUGCAUGUUAGAACCCAAACUUGUUCGUUCAAAUAAGGUGCAAAAAUUCUUUUCUGUUAUACGUGAUGGGUUGAAUCUGGAUACUGUUAAGUUCAAUUCCAAGAUGGUCUCCAAGAUAGGGAAAGCUAGUGCCAGAUUAGAUGCGAUCAUAAAACAAAAAGAUGACCUACGUUUAGGAGAGUCCAUGGGAAGGAGGGUCAGCCUUGUGAGAGAAAGACCACCUUCAACCUCUUUGGUGAAUGAAGCAAAGAUUUAUGGUAGGGAGGAAGAUAAGAAGGCGAUGCUAAAAUUGUUUGAUGCUGAAGCAAGUGAUGCAGAGGUCUCUGUGAUUCCCAUAACUGGGAUGGGGGGCGUUGGCAAGACAACUCUAGCUCAGCUCAUCUACAAUGAUCCCGCUUUGGAUUUUGAUUUGAAAUUUUGGGUUUCUAUUGGCGAAGAUUUCGAUGUCUUCAGGAUCACCAAAACAAUUUUUCUUCAAUUGGAUGAUCGUGCUGAUGAUAAGGAUUUGAAUUCAAUCCAGUUGAAAUUAAAGCAGAGGCUGGUUGGACAAAAAUUUUUAGUUGUCCUGGAUGACGUCUGGACCGAGAACUAUGAGGAAUGGACUCUGUUUCGGGGUCCUUUUGAAGCGGGGGCACCUAAAAGCAGAAUCAUUGUCACAACUCGGAGUCAGGAGGUUUCAUUGAUGAUGGGCACUACUCCAGCUUAUCCUCUCAAGGAGCUAUCAUACAAUGAGUGCUUGUAUGUGUUUGCCCAACAUGCUUUGGGAACAAGAAGUUUUGACGAGCACUUCGAGUUAAAAGAAAUGGGUGAAGAGAUUGUGAAAAGAUGUGGAGGAUUACCUUUGGCAGCAAAAGCUCUUGGAGGGCUCUUAAGAGGUAAACGAAAUCCUAAUGCGUGGAAGGAAGUGUUGAAAAGUGAGAUAUGGGAUUUACCUGACGAAAAGAGCAAUAUUCUUCCAGCCUUAAGGUUGAGUUAUCUUCAUCUCCCUCCCCAUUUGAAACGUUGCUUCGGUUAUUGUGCAAUUUUGCCAAAGGAUCGUGAGUUUGAUAGGAAUGAGUUAGUUUUGUUAUGGAUGGCUGAGGGUUUCUUAUAUGACCCAAAGAAAAUGGAGGAGACAGAAGGUUUGGGUCAUCAAUAUUUUGAUGAUUUAUUAUCAAGAUCGUUUUUCCAACAAUCUAAUGAUAAUAAAUCAUACUAUAUAAUGCAUGAUCUAAUUAUUGAUUUAGCUCGCUUUGUUAGUAGAGAAACAUGUUUGCAUAUGGUUGAUAAGUUGGAGAGUGCAAAAUCAUAUACAAAGAUUCGACAUUUAUCAUUCAUUCUUCAUGACAGAAAUACUUUCCAAAGUUUGCAAAGCUUUUAUGAAAUGAAAAGUUUGCGAACAUUUUUGUCAUUGAAUUACACUUACUUAUCUAGUAAGGUGGUGCAUGAUUUGGUGCCAAAGUUACAAUGCUUAAGGGCACUGUCCCUAACUUCUUAUGAUUUUCAAGUGUUACCGGAUUCUAUUGGUGCUUUGAAGCAUUUGCGAUACCUUGACUUGUCAUAUACUCCAAUCAAAAGAUUGCCUAACUCAGUGGAUAAACUCUUCAACUUACAAACAUUGAUGUUGCGUCAUUGUGUUGAGCUUAUUGAGUUACCUAGAGGCAUCUGUAAUUUACUCAACUUGCGGUAUCUUGAUAUUACUGGCACAUCAAGUUUGCAAGAGAUGCCACCACAUAUCGGUAAUUUGACUGGUCUCUGUAUGUUGCCUAAGUUUAUCGUGGGGAAAUGCAACAGAAGGAUAACAGAAUUGAAGAAACUUUCUAAUCUACAAGGGCAGCUUCACAUUACAAGUUUAGAGAAUGUGGUAGAUAUUGGAGAUGCAGAUUCUGCCAAUUUGAAGCAUAAACUUGGUGUCACUGAAUUAGUCUUGCAAUGGACUAAUGAAUUUUCCUCUGUUUUCAGAAACUCGAGUGAUGAAGAGCAAGUUCUCAACUCACUUCGGCCACAUCAAAGUCUAUCAAGCCUUUCAAUUAGAUCAUUUGGGGGAAGGCAAUUCCCAUUGUGGCUAGGAGAUGCCUCAUUCACUAGCAUGGUGCAGGUGGAGCUGAGCACUUGUCCUCAAAUCACAUUAUUGCCACCGCUUGGACGACUGCACUUACUGAAAAGGCUGACCAUAGAACGUCUGACUGCAGUGAAAGAAGUGGGUGUUGAGUUUUACGUGGAUGAUUCAUGUUUUCCUUGUUUGGAGACUAUAGAGAUUAGUUAUAUGGAUCAUUGGGAGUUGUGGUCUUGGUCUAAUGGUUUGGGUGAAGAUUCUGUGGCAAAAUUUCCUAAGCUACGUGAGUUUCGAAUACGAUAUUGUCCCAAGUUGGUUGGAAAAUUGCCCACCUCUCUUCCCUCCCUGGAAGAACUUAGUAUUUUUGGUUGCCCGCGGUUAGUUGAUUUACCAAAAGGGCUGCCUUCCUUGAAAGAACUACAUGUGCUGAAUUGUCCACAGUUAGUUGAUUUACCAGAAGGGCUUCAGUCUCUUAUAACACUAUCUAUUAUUGGAAGUCAAGAGGCAGUUCUCAGGAAUGUGUCUUAUGCCACCUCUCUCACUACCUUGGAAAUUGCAGGUAUGUCAGGACUCGUGAGAUUAGAUGAAGCCAAAAUAAAGACACUGGGGGCACUUCAAGUGUUGGAGAUUAGGAAUUGUGGUGAACUGAGAUACUUGUGGGCUGAUGAAACCAAUUCAGACUAUCUCACUAGUCUAAAGGAUUUGAAAAUUCACCAAUGUAAUCAGCUUGUGUCAUUAGUAAAUGGAGAGGAAGGGCUUUUGCCUUGCAAUCUUGAAAGUUUGAAUAUUUCUCAGUGUCGUUAUUUGGAGGAGUUGCCAAGUGGUCUGAGCAACCUCAAAUCUCUCCAAUAUUUGAGCAUUCACUCAUGUGCAAGUUUAGUCUCCUUCCCAGCAAGGGGUUUGCCAGACAGUUUGAUAACUGUCAAUAUCGAAAUAUGCCGUUCUUUGGCAUUCCUGCCUGAGGGAAUUAUCGGAGGAAAGAUGUCUCAUCUUGAGGAAUUGUAUUACAUCGGAUGCCCCCCUUCUCUCAGGUUCUCUCCAAAUGGUCGGCUUCCUGAUUCCCUUAAGAUUCUUGCAGUUGACUACUGGACGACACAAUCAUUAAACUCCCUUUAUUAUGGGCUUUCUCAUCUCACACAACUAAGAAUAGACAACUGUCUUGAACUAGAGUCGUUUCCAGAGAGGGAAUUGCCCAUCCCUACUCUUAUCUCUUUAAAGAUUUCCUACUGUGGAAGACUGAGAUCUCUAACCAAUCAUAUGCAAGACCUCCAGUGUCUCCAAAGUUUACAGAUAUGCUGCUGUGAUCAAUUUGAGUUGUUUCCAGAAAUGGGAUUGCCCAACCCCAAGCUUGUCUCUUUGAAAAUUAUGUUCUGUGAAAAUUUGAGGUCUCUACCCAGUCAGAUGCAAAAUCUCACUUCCCUUCGAUAUUUAGAGAUAUCAAAUUGCAGAGUGUCAUUUCCAGAAGGCUGUUUACCUCCAAACCUAGCUGAGCAUUCAUAUGUGUGAAUCUGACACAGCCAAUUCCAGAGUGGGAACUUGACGGUCUAGAAAAUUGGGCAUAGAUUUGUAUCCCACGUUUGCAUCUCUGAAUUCAAGUUCAAGAAUCUGAAAUCCAUAUUCAGGGUAUCCAAAGCGUCAGUUCUCUUCAAAUCUUGCAUACUGUGGCGCCUGGGACUCCAGUUCUUGGAUGAGGUAAAGGAGAUUAUUUGCCUAUCAUUUUCCCAUAUCUCCUGUAAUAAGACAUCUGCAUCAUUCUAACAAUCAGGAUCAUUUGAAUGAUUCUCGAGUCAAUGUCCUGUUUCUUGUCAGAAUGGUAUUCUGGUUCUGAUUUUGGUAUUUGCUUAACAAAUGGAAUUCUGAAAGAAUCAUAUUCCCUUCCUUCUGAAUCAUAAUUUCUUAUAUAGCUUCUUUCAGGUUUUGAAAACGGCUACGAUGCAUGGAAACUGGAGGCGGGAGCGUUUCCCCGUUCCGGAAACGUUUCCUCUCCGGAAACGUUUCCUCACCGGAAACAGUCGGACACGGCGAGGAAACGUCUUCGGGCCAUUUCCGUAAUUCCUUGAAAUUGGAAACGCGUUUCCUCAGCCGGACACGCGUUUCUUUAAAAAAAAAAACAAAAAAAGUCACACCUCUAGGAAGAAAGGAGAAAGCAAAGAAAAAAGAAGAAGAAGAAGAAGAAGAGGAGAAGGAGGAGGAGUACUUGUGCGGCAGCGUGCCGGCGAUGGGAGGUGACUGGUCUCUGCCUUCCCUAUCCGAUGCUGCUCUGCCAAUCAGCCUCCCUUCCCCGACGGCGCUGCACCUUUUUCAUGGCUCUGCUCCUUGCCCGAAUCUCCUAUUUGAAAUUUUUUUUAAUCAUUAUUUUUUUUUUCAAUUUUCACUAUAUUAAAACAUCCAACCUUUUAUUUUUAGUAUUUUAAUAUUAAUUUUAUUAUUCUAUAUAUUUAUUGUUUCAAUUAUUUAUAAUUAUAAAUAUAUAAAUAAUUUAAUUAAAUAAUUAAUUUCAUUAUUUUUUUUAAUAUUUAAAUUUGUUAUAUAUAUAUAUAUGUUAUUUAUUUAUAAAUAUAUCCCUAUAUUUUUUAUAUUUACGCGUUUCCCUCACAUUUCUGUUUCCUAUAUUUUUGAAAAUGCCGUUUCCCAGUGUCCGUUUCCGCGUUUCUCCGUGUCCGCGUUUUCUUUUCCGUGCUACAUAGGAAAACGGCAACUUGCUUGCUCUUUCAGUGAAAUGCAAUAAAAGGGAUUUUAAUGGGUUGUCUAGUAUGCUGUGCUAAUUCUGGUUCUGAUUUCAGUAUGUCAUCACAGAAAUGGUAGAAAGUGAGCUCAAGACUUCUGCAGAUUUGGGUGGGAUUCACUGAAGAUGAUGAUAAAAGCAAAAUACUUGCAUUUUCAUUACAUUAUCAAAGGGACAUUUGAAGAGUUGCUUUAAAUGAGAUUCAGGCCUAGCCAUCUUGAAAAUCAAGCCACGAACUUUUUCCAAUGAUCCUGUCUGUGUUUCGUGAGCUGAUUGUGAGCUUCUAAUCUCUACUAGAACAUUUUACUGAUGUAAUUCUUAUGUUUAUUAAAACUCUGAGUGAACAUGAAAAAUUAACACAUUCAGUGAACACAAACGAAGGAAGAGUUAUCAUGCAUUCCAAAUA